CCCCCGGUGGGUCACGUUGCUCGGCCGUGUCCUGUGACGUCACGAGGGGCGGGUCUUCACCCACGGAGUCGGAGGGGACAGACCCGCAGCGUUGUUUUGAAUUCGCUCGAAAACACCGACGGGAGGACGGGGGCUCGCGCCUGCUGAGAAGAUGGCGGAUGUCGGAGGCGAAGAGACUCGGUCGGCUUUCCUGAAGCCGUCCCGCAACGGUCCGGCCGGCGGCUCGUCGGCGCGCGCCGCGGGCCACAUCGCCGCCACGGUAACGUCGGGUCCGCGGAUGGUCAGGAUUGUCAAGUCGGAGUCCGGCUACGGCUUCAACGUCCGCGGUCAAGUCAGCGAAGGGGGGCAGCUGCGGAGCAUCAACGGGGAGCUGUACGCGCCCCUCCAGCAUGUCAGUGCGGUGCUACCGGGAGGUGCGGCGGACCGAGCCGGGAUUGUGAAGGGCGACCGGAUCCUGGAAGUCAACGGGGUCAGCGUGGAAGGUGCGACCCACAAACAGGUGGUGGACCUGAUCCGGGCCGGAGAGAAGGAGCUGGUUCUGGCCGUUCUGUCCGUCCCGCCUCAGGAAGCUGACGGCCUGGAAGGCGAGGACAUCCAGCCCAACUACGACUACAGCGACAAGCAGGCCGUGCCCAUCUCCAUCCCCACGUACAAGCACGUGGAGCAGCACUCGGAGAGGUUUGUGGUGUACAACGUGUACAUGUCCGGCAGACAGCUGUGCUCAAAGCGCUACCGGGAGUUCGCCAUCCUGCACCAGAACCUGAAAAGGGAAUUCUCCAACUUUAACUUCCCCAAGUUUCCCGGUAAAUGGCCCUUCACCCUCUCUGAGCAGCAGCUGGACGCUCGCCGUCGAGGCCUGGAGGAAUACCUGGAGCGAGUCUGUUCGGUUCGGAUCAUCGGUGAGAGUGACGUCAUGCAGGAGUUUCUCUCUGAAUCAGACGAGAAUUACAACGGCGUGACGGACGUGGAGCUGCGGAUACUGCUGCCCGACAAAACCACCAUUUCUGUCCGAGUCCGAAAGAACAGCACCACCGACCAGGUGUACCAGGCAUUAACGCUGAAGGUUGGGAUGGACAGCGUCAUGGCGAGCUACUUCGCCCUUUUUGAAGUCAUCAAUCAUUCCUUCGUGAGGAAGAUGGCGCCCAACGAGUUCCCUCACAAACUGUACGUCCAGAACUACACGUCAGCGGUUCCCGGUACCUGCUUAGCUCUCCGGAAAUGGUUAUUCAGCGUCCAGGAGGAGGAGUUUCUGCGCGAUAAUCCACUGGCGCUUCACUACUGUUUCCAUCAGGCGCUGGAUGAUGUGAAGAAGGGAUUCAUAAAAACGGAGGACAAAUCCUACCAGCUGCAGAAACUGGCCGAGCAGCACAAGAUGGCCACGUACCUCAGCCUGUUGCGGACAUGCGAGGGCUACAACGAGGUGAUCUUUCCUCACUGCGCCUGCGACUCCCGCAGGAAGGGUCACGUCAUCACAGCCAUCAGCAUCCAUCACUUCAAGCUGCACGCGUGCACGGAGGACGGCGCUCUGGAGAACCAGGUGAUCUCCUUCGAGUGGGCGGAGAUGCAGCGCUGGGACACGGACGAGGAGGGAAUGGCUUUCUGCUUCGAGUACGCCCGAGGAGAGAAGAAACCUCGCUGGGUGAAGAUCUUCACGCCAUACUUCAACUACAUGCACGAGUGCUUCGAGCGCGUCUUCUGUGAGCUGAAGUGGAGGAAGCAGGUUGAAGACGAAGCUUCUGACAAAGACAACAAAAACUGCAGCAACACUGAAUAUCUGCCUCCUCUGGAGACGCAGCAGAAAGGAUGGCGCCACCUAGGGGGGGAGAUCGCCACGUCCUAAUGCCGCCCGCCGUCACACGAUCUAGAACUGGUCCACUCGCAUCAUCACAGCCACCCCAGAGAGUGCCCAUCAGGAAGGAGAGGCCCGGCGGCGCCGCAGAAGGGGCGGAGCCAGCAUCCAUUCAGUAUUCUUCCACUCAUCUUCUCCUUCCCGCAUCCGUCCUGUGAUUGGCUGAACUCGGGAUGAGAGGGAGCCGUCUUCCCGUCACCAAGCGUCCCAGUGGAGCUCACGGCGAGGACGAAGCGCGGCGCUUAUUUCUGAUGAACUCGAAGCAGGAGCGAGCGAGCCGACGGGAGGAGCUGGAGGAAAUUCCUUUUGUUUUCCGAUGAAGGAAGGAAGCGGAGUCUGUGAGCCUCUGUGUUUUUGUGGACGAAUUCUGAUCAUUUGUAUGUUUAACAAUCUGCAAAGAUAUGGAUUAAUAUAAGAGCUCACAACAAAUGUGACUUCUUGAAACACUAAAUGGAUUGCAUUGAAAAUGCUCAAACUAAUCCUGAUUGGUCACCGGGUUCCUGAGCGACGUCUGUUGGCGGUCCGCCAUCAAUCUGAGCGCCGGGAAAUUUAUAUCCGCUGCAAAUCUUUUAUGGCGGCAGUUUGGAAGUCCCGCUCCUGCAGAAUAACCCCCCCGACAAAAGGUUAAUGAGACCCAGCGUUAAUAUUAUACCUUUUACACGGAGAUCGCCGCGCCGACUGUGAAUCAUGACGGCCGCAGUACCCGCAGCGGACAGCAGGGGGCAGCAGAGUGUCGGGGUGAGGAGCUGAUCUCCCCUCAGGAGCUAUAACUCACCCAGCAGUAUCACCCCCCCCCCAUGCUGUGGGGGGGGGGGCUGUCGGCUGCAUGCGGCUGCAGCUGCGCAGGCCCCCGAUCGCACAUGGAAGCAGUGUUAUUCUGAGGUUCUGCUCUCAGACGGGUUCUCAUCCCUGUUCACCGAGGGGGGAGGGGCGGGGGGUGUCUCCACAAAGGGCUGGUUGAUCUUUUUAUCAUUUUGACUAAAUCAUUUCUGAGUCGCAGUGUUUUCCGUGGAGUUCAGGCGCCGUUUCGCUCACAGGUUUAUUUUUGCUGGCGGUGGGCGGGGCUACCUCUGAGCAGGUGUGCUGAUGAUGAAGACGGUUUUGUCUCUGCCGCUGUGACGUGUCAUCCAGUCGUUCCUCGCCGCGGCGCAGGUCUGCAUCUGCAGGACGGACUGGACGCCGUCUGACCUUCUGUGAUUGAGAGGCGGCGGUGUGAAUGUGCGCGCAGCCUCGCCUGUCCUCCACGGCGCUCUCCCAUCAUGACGGGGGAUGCGGUUGCCGUGGCAGCGCCACGUCGGCUCAGAGCAGCCGCUCUCUUUUCUCCUCGGCAGCCCCUGACUCGCUCCCUGAAGCCUGUGCUGGAAGUCGUGUUUCUCGCCGUUCGUUCUCGUGCUGCUGUGAAUAAGCUGCUUUCUGUACGUUUUUCUCGUGGUUCGUCUCGUCUGCGCCGGGCGCCAUCUUACGCCCGUAACGGCCGUGUCAGGUGUCCCUUUUGUUUUGUUCUUUGGCGUUCAGAUGAACUCACAGGCGACGUAUCUGUGGGACGUCAUUGGACUGACCCGGCGGUUCUGAUCUGACAGAAUCUGAACUGUAACGCUGGUCCUGAAAUCAGCAGGAAAACGGGUUUUCCGUUUGUAGAUUCAGGCUUUAAAGUUUGCUGUUGCCAUGGCGACAUGAGUUUGGUGUCAGAAAGGAAGUGGCUGAGUGUGUCGUCAGGAGGUUCUGAGUGUUAAGAGUUCUGAAGCUUUCAACAGAACCGGCGGUUCUGAAAAGCCUCCAUGUGAUUCUCUGCUUUGAAGAAGGUCUCCAGGAAGACGAACGCUCCGAACGCUCCGAACGCUGCGGACGCUCCGGACGCUCCGGACGCUCCGAACGCUCCGAACGCCCCGGACGCCCCGGACGCUCCGGACGCUCCGGACGCUCCGGACGCUCCGAACGCUCCGGACGCUCCGAACGCUCCGGACGCUCCGAACGCUCCGGACGCUCCGAACGCUCCGGACGCUCCGGACGCUCCGAACGCUCCGGACGCUCCGGACGCUCCGGACGCUCCGAACGCUCCGGACGCUCCGGACUCUCCGAACGCUGCGAACGCUCCGGACGCUCCGGACGCUCCGAAUGCUCCGGACGCUCCGAACGCUGCGGACGCUCCGGACGCUCCGGACUCUCCGAACGCUGCGAACGCUCCGCCUCGUUUGUCCCAGGAAUGUUUUCUAAAUGAAUACGUCUGACAGGAAACGCACUCCUCUAUUUUCUCCAGAUCUUAACUUUCAUUGAUUUAAAAAAUUCUGAUGAUUUGGGGGAAACGAUUGCGAGACGCUUUUCUCCACCAAACCGCCGGUCUGCCUGAAGGUCCGGAGGACGGAGCGGAGCUGCCGAGAUUUUCUAAGAUCAUCCUUCAAGGUUUACUAACCUCAUGUAAAAUUAAAAAAACAGAAAAACUUUUCAAGAUGUUGUGUAGAGUAAAAAAAUGUAACAAUAUUUUAAAUAAAGUUAUAUAUUGGGAAGAAAA
This is a messenger RNA of Oryzias melastigma (Indian medaka), 4358 nucleotides long. It is a transcript of the gene snx27a, whose product is annotated as sorting nexin 27a. The record is from RefSeq and is a predicted model, not a curated record. The transcript is spliced from 13 exons. Gene Ontology annotation, cellular component: early endosome. The coding region runs from base 152 to 1840 and encodes 562 amino acids. Gene Ontology annotation, molecular function: phosphatidylinositol-3-phosphate binding; protein binding. Gene Ontology annotation, biological process: signal transduction; intracellular protein transport. Lineage: Eukaryota; Metazoa; Chordata; Actinopteri; Beloniformes; Adrianichthyidae.